Molecule: messenger RNA, 2982 nt
Organism: Salvelinus sp. IW2-2015
Lineage: Eukaryota; Metazoa; Chordata; Actinopteri; Salmoniformes; Salmonidae
Product: adhesion G-protein coupled receptor G2
Biological process (GO): adenylate cyclase-activating G protein-coupled receptor signaling pathway; cell surface receptor signaling pathway
Cellular component (GO): plasma membrane
Molecular function (GO): G protein-coupled receptor activity
Source: RefSeq, a predicted model, not a curated record
CUUUGCAUAAUGACCCGACAAAACAAAGAAGUGCCUGUUUGCUUGUGCACUGACCACUGUGCGAGUUUUGCAAGGGAAAUGUGACCCUCCGGUUCGGCAUGCAAACUCACGGUUUAGAAUCUAAACUUUAGAUGUACAUUUUCAUGUGGACAUCGUCGUGGAGAAUCAGUCAGAGAAUAUAGGGUUCAUUCUUUGACGGUUCAGUAGGACGUGCGCCGCUGUUUGCCGCGACCGUGGCUAUAGGUGUUACAGCAAGAAACAGUGUUAACCACAUCCAAGGUUUUUGUUGUUGUUGUAGCCGACACAAACACUAUGGAGUUGAAGAUUUGGGCGGCUCUGAGCUUCCUGGUCAUUCUUCUUUGGAGUCCUACUUGCCCAGCAAAAAAUCAACAACCAUCAUGUGAAAGCAUGGAUUGUCUGAAUAAGGAUAAGAAUAUUUUGAUAGUUGACGCUGGCUUCACAGGUACCCUGAACAAAUGUUGUGGAAACGCAUCUAAGACCAACAAAGCCAUACCUCAAACRACGUGCAGUGUUUCAUUCAACACUAGUGGUAUUAGCUUUCAGAAAAACUGCAAGGCUGUGGACUUUUGGAUGCAGAAAGUAAAUACAUCUUAUCUCCUGUACACGACGAAGAAGUACGCGAAGAAGGAAAAUGAAUUGUCUGUGUGUGUGAUGGUUGGAUGGAAUUGCAGCGAGACACUGGACUCACUCAGGACUAACAUUACAGCUUCAAAAAGGAAAUGGCCUUCCAUCGAGUCUCAGAAAACCAACUGCAGUGUCUCCUGUUUCAGCACCUCUGAACGUUGCAGUACAUUUGCAUAUAAUGAAGAGGCCUGCAAAAACUUCAAAAACCAAGAUAAGCUCAUCAUCAACGUAACAGCACCAGGGACACUCUGUUUCAACUGUAAUGAACCAUUCAAAGACCCUGCGGAAAAGUUGCCUCCUCCAGCGAUCUUUAACACUGGAAAUGGAGUUCACAUCGAUGGUGAAAAGGCUUCGAAGGCUAUGAAAGAUAUCGCCUCUCUGGUUAAUAUGAUGAAUGAGUCCUCAGCUUCUGUGACGAUGGGCUCGGUCACUGGGGUCAUAGUGAAGCCCAAAGAGAGGACCGACGUCGAGGAAGUCUCCUUUGGGUACUCUUCCAACUCCGGCAUUAAGAUUGUGGAAGAUCGGAAGUCUCUGGGUGGCUUCUCAAGGUCUGUAACAGUCACAAAGGAAGCAUUUGAAAAGGCCUACAACUUAAGCAACGGAACUGCAUUUGCCGGUGUUUUCCGAUUCCCCAACAUGUCCACGGAUGUAAACAACAGCACAGUUCUGCAUAACGAAGUGGUAGCGAUCGAGAUGGGCAGUAUCAUUGCCAAUUUAACCGACAACAUAAAUCUUAAUUUUCUAAACGUCCAGAAGUGGGGAGCCAUUCCAUCGUGCCAGUCAUGGAACGGUGAAGGGAGUCAACCCAACUGGACAGACUACGGCUGUUUGACCAUUGUGAAAGGGGACAACAUAACCUGCCAAUGUACACACCUGACUUUCUUUGCUGUGCUAAUGUCCCCUCCGAACCAGACUAUCUCAGACGGUGAUAUGAACUCUCUCACCUACAUCACCUAUGUGGGGUGUGGCGUGUCCAUGUUCUUCCUGGGCGUGGUUCUCUUCAUGCACUUCCUGAUAAAGAAGGCGAAGUCAAGCAAUACCACCCAGAUCCUGAUCCAGCUGUUUCUGUCCAUGUUCAUGCUCAACAUCACCUUCUUGACCAACGGGUGGGUGGCCAGUCUGCGGAGCCCAGUGGGCUGCCAGGUGAUGGCUGCGACCAUGCAUUACUCUAUGCUGGCCACCUUCACCUGGUUCGCCGUGGAGGCCUUCCACCUCUGUCAGCAGCUCUACAAGGCAGGCUCCGCCCCCAUACCGCGCUACGUCAUGAAAGUGUGCAUCGCCGGGUGGGUGCUGCCCAGCACGGUCGUGAUCAUCCUCUUCAGUCUGGGGAAAUACGGAAAACAGAUCAUCUACACUGACGGGGGAAAGAGGUGUACAUGUGCUGGAUCCUGGACAUUGACGUGCACUACAUAGUAAACAUUGGCUACUAUGCGCUGGUCUUCCUCUUCACGUUCACCACCUUCAUCGUGGUUCUGAGCUGGCUGGUCCACCUUAAGAGCACCAAGAGCAAGACCAAGUCGGGCAUGGACCAGGCCCAGCAGCAGGGGACAGACACCAAGGACAUAGUGACUGUGAUGGGGCUGUGCUGUCUGCUGGGAAUCACCUGGAGUUUUGCCUUCUUCGCCCACGGCGUCCUCAAGGUUCCCUCCUUCUACAUCUUCACCAUCCUCAACUCAUUCCAAGGUUUCUUUCUGUUUCUCUACUACUACAACACCAGUAGAGUAAUUGGGGAGACCACCAAGGACAACGGAACCAGUAGCAAAAGCUCCACAAUGUCCGUCACAGUCAACACCACCUUGGAGAACCCUUACUUUGACCUAGGUCAACACCACCCUGGAGAACCCUUACCAAUCAAAACUAAUCCCCAAUCCUAGACAGUGAAGGCUGGUGAGAGGAGGACGGCUCGUAAUAAGGGCCAGAAUGGAGAAAAUAUGUGUUUGAUACCAUAAAAAAAWAUAUAUUUGUUGCAGCUGUAAAUGAGCCCGUACUCUGAUGUAAAGUGCCACCAGCUAUCAUUGGCAGUGAUCCUGGAAGUCAGAGAAAUUAUACUCUUAACAGAAUUAUAGUUCUCAGAAAAAGAAAAUAAAAAGUUAUCUGAGCGUAUGGACAUUAUGCAGCUUUUAACUUGUAUUGUAGAAUAGACCUUGGUGACUGUACACCACAUAACCUGGUAAUCCAUAGAUUUUUUCCCCAGAAUUUGGUAAAUAUGUAUAUAUUUUUUAUGUUUUAAAAAGAGAUGAAUCACAAUUUUUUGCUUUCUUAAAUCUAAAUAAAUCUGUGAACUAUGAUUAUAUUACAUGGAGCUUAAAUAAAAUGAAAUGUAUGUGUUUGCAUUUA